Plasmodium adleri (nom. inval.) is the source of this 870-nucleotide messenger RNA. Its product is annotated as voltage-dependent anion-selective channel protein, putative. The record is from RefSeq and is a predicted model, not a curated record. The transcript has 7 exons. Gene Ontology annotation, cellular component: mitochondrial outer membrane. The coding region runs from base 1 to 870 and encodes 289 amino acids. Gene Ontology annotation, biological process: monoatomic anion transmembrane transport. NCBI's taxonomy places the organism in Eukaryota, Apicomplexa, Aconoidasida, Haemosporida, Plasmodiidae. Gene Ontology annotation, molecular function: voltage-gated monoatomic anion channel activity.
AUGGAUUUUCCGAAAUUAUUGAAUAAGCCUUCAUUAGAUUUAUUAAAGAAUGAUUUUCCUCUCUCCAGUAAAUUUGAGCUCGAACACAGCAGUAUUUCAAAACAUCCAUUUUUAAAGAGUGGUUUUACCUUUUCGAAUAACACAUAUAGUAUAUAUACCAAUUUCAAAAAUAAUAUUUACAAUACCAAAAAUGAAAUAAAAUUUGAUAACUCUGGAAUAAGCUUGCUAGAUAUAAAAUAUGAACCUGGUUUUAUAAAGAACCUAAAUCUUUGUGGAAAAUAUACCAAAACUAAUGGAAAAGAAGAUGACACUUUUGAAGUUUAUAGUGAAUAUACUACAGAUAAUAUGAACAUAUUUUCAUCUGUAAAUGUUAGAAAUUUUGCUUUUAAAUAUAUUCAUGUCAGUUCACAUCCAAAAUUUAGAAAUUUUAAAUUCGGAGGUUUACUUGAAGGAAAUAUGGAUAUAAAUAAUUUGCAGUAUUCAUUUGGUGGUUCAUAUACGAAGCAACACAAAGAUAAUUUAUACAUAUUUUCCCUAAGAUCAAUCCCAAGUAAUAAGCACUUUUAUGGAUCCUUAGCUCUUAAUUUAUUUUUUCAAAACAAGAGUAUAAACGACAAUGCAAUAAGUGUAGAAGUUGUUCAAAAUAUAAUGGAAAAAAAAGCAAAUAUAAAUGUUGCUUCAAUAUGGUAUCUUGAUAAUAAAAAUACAUUUGUAAAAACCAAAAUAAGCAACGAUACUAAAGUUGCCUUAUCCUUAACACACAAAUAUAAUGAAUUUGUGACAAUAACCCUAGGUUCCCAGGUUGAUAUAUCUAAAAUGUCCUUGCCAGACAACACAAAAUUUGGAAUGAAACUUUAUUUAAAAUCAUAA